AUGCCAGUGGAGAAAUCAAGUGAUGCAAUCUCAAAGAUGUUAGCAGGAGAGCCAUACCUACCACUAGUAGAUCCAACAAUGCUCAAGCUUAAAUCGCGAGCAAGGAACCUGCAAUAUAAGCUGAAUAACUACCCGCCUUUCGUUUACGGCGAGGGAAUCACGCCGGAGAAGGUGUUUGGCGGCGUUGAUGGCAAGAAAUACGAAGUUAUAGCUGAUCUAUUUGAUAUCCCCCUCGAAAAAGCCAAACAAUUGGCAAUUGAGCCACCAUUUUACUGCGAUCAUGGUGUAUUCAUUGAGUUCAAGGGCAGCUUCUAUUGCAACUACAACACCACCAUCUUAGAUUGUGCAAAGGUCUCCAUAGGAAAUCGAGUUUCUUUUGGGCCCAAUGUGUCUAUCUAUGCCGCAACUCAUUCUGUAGACGUCGGAGAGCGUCUAGAGGAUCUUGAGAGGGCGUAUCCUGUUGAGAUAGGUGACGACACUUGGGUAGGCGGAUCAGUGAACAUAAUUUGCAGCGCAAAAGGUACCAAAAUUGGUAGGGGCUGUACUAUUGCAGCAGGAACGACUCUUUGGGGAACAUUCCCGGAUAACGUGGUCAUUGCCGGAAAUCCACCAAAGAUCAUUAAGCAUCUUGAGCCUUCUGCAAAUGAAUAA
This is a messenger RNA of Wallemia ichthyophaga EXF-994, 651 nucleotides long. Its product is annotated as Putative acetyltransferase. Bases 1 to 651 code for a protein of 216 amino acids. Gene Ontology annotation, molecular function: acetyltransferase activity. The transcript is spliced from 5 exons. Lineage: Eukaryota; Fungi; Basidiomycota; Wallemiomycetes; Wallemiales; Wallemiaceae. The record is from RefSeq and is a predicted model, not a curated record.